Molecule: messenger RNA, 1358 nt
Organism: Delphinapterus leucas (beluga whale)
Lineage: Eukaryota; Metazoa; Chordata; Mammalia; Artiodactyla; Monodontidae
Gene: C2H14orf119
Product: chromosome 2 C14orf119 homolog
Source: RefSeq, a predicted model, not a curated record
UCGGCUAUCUCCGGACCUAAGGCUGAGACGCUGUGGCGCUUGGGUGUUUGGGGCUGGUCCGGGACCGGAAGUGCGUGGGCUUCCCGGCUGGCCCUCGUUAGGGUUUUUAGGAAACCUGGAAGCGGCGGCGAUAGUUGAAGUCUAAACACUCUUGUGACGGCCUCCGGGUGCCCUGUGAGAGGAAAGGGGAGGAUGCCACUGGGAUCAUCUUCCUCUUCGAUGCCGCUACCCUUCCCUUCUCCCUUACCCUCGGUACCAGACAAUAUUUCUAACUCUUCCCCUCCCCCAAUGUCUUACAUCACUUCCCAGGAGAUGAAGUGUAUUCUUCACUGGUUUGCCAGCUGGUCAGGUCCUCAGCGUGAACGUUUCCUACAGGACCUGGUAGCUAAGGCAGUACCGGGAAAAUUGCAGCCACUGCUGGAGAGUCUGGAGCAGCUUAGCGUGUCUGGAGCAAACCGACCACCUUGUAUCUUUGAGUGCCAGCUACGUCUUUGGGAUCAGUGGUUUCGAGGCUGGGCUGAGCAGGAGCGCAAUGAAUUUGUCAGGCAGCUGGAGGUCAGUGAGCCAGACUUCGUGGCAAAGUUUUACCAAGCAGUGGCUGCUACCGCUGGUAAAGACUGAUAGGCAUUAAAAUCAAAGAAGAUAACCAGAGCUAAUGGAGCCGAGGCCACAACUUUACUAUCAGAACUUCAAAUGUAUCACUUAAAGGCCUGGGGAUGGUGUUCCGAUCAGCUGACUGAACUCGCUGACCAGUACAGGCCUGGUGAUUUCAACAGCCGAUCAACUGGAUUCCUAGUGUAAAUGUUUUCCAUCGAAGCAAAUCCAGAUCAGCAGUCUGUCUCCUAGCUUACUUCCUUCCAAGAGAUGUCAAACCCUCAAGAAUUUAAAGAUUUCUUUUACAACUAUAACCGAAAGGAAUCUACACAUUAUAACUCAAGCCUACUGCCGGCCCAUAGGGGUAUAAAAUAGAGCCCUUCUACUCCAGAAACAAGAGAGAAGGACAAUAAAAGGUCAUGUUCUUAUAAUUUAGCUGGAUUCAGAUGGCUGCUUUCACCACUGUUACCAAAUUCUGGCAUGAUUAUGUGAUAUCCCAACUACUAGCUUUCCUAGUGAUGAUUUAGUAAAAUUAUGGAAAAAUCAGGAGGUGGAGAUAAUUAGCUACUCCUUCCUCCACACUGAUGUUGGUUUGAAUCCAAGUAGCAAUGAUUUUUUUCUAAAGUAUAUAUGACAUCCUUGGAGCUGGUAGCAGAUGUUCCUAUUCUAUAAGUUUGCUUUACAACAAUAUGAAAACAAGUGACAUUCUUUACAGGUUGAAGGGUUUAUUUUUUGUAUCAAAAUAAAGAACAGAUUUUCAGAAC